AUGCCAAGCAUGAAACAAAUUAUUCGACCACAAGGGGCCCAAUUGAACCGAGGCAGCGCAGGCGUCUUCCUCCUAGUCACCUAUCACACCAUGACAAAGAGCUCAAUUGGCAAUUUGUUUGAUGAGAGCACAUUCCUGCGUUUGCACCGCAGCGAACGCAUACAAAAGCAAGUAUCCAAGAGCCACAAAUAUCCACAAGUCUGCCAUGUUUGA
Molecule: messenger RNA, 213 nt
Organism: Penicillium robsamsonii
Lineage: Eukaryota; Fungi; Ascomycota; Eurotiomycetes; Eurotiales; Aspergillaceae
Exons: 1
Coding region: 1-213 (70 amino acids)
Source: RefSeq, a predicted model, not a curated record